This is a messenger RNA of Amyelois transitella, 1714 nucleotides long. RefSeq lists its product as uncharacterized. Bases 65 to 607 code for a protein of 180 amino acids. Lineage: Eukaryota; Metazoa; Arthropoda; Insecta; Lepidoptera; Pyralidae. The record is from RefSeq and is a predicted model, not a curated record. The transcript is spliced from 4 exons.
ACGUUUCGGCUAAAAGAAAACGAAAUAAAUUUUUAAAUGAUUUAAUCAAAAUUUUUCAUUGAAAAUGGGAUAUUACAAUUUUCCAGAAAUACAAUACUUUUUAUUUUGUUAUAAUCUGAGAACUGGCAAUAAAAUAAUUGGAAUAUAUUGUGUUAUUAUAUACUUGUUACACUGCAGCUUACUCCUCUGGAACCCCUGUUACACAAACAUUUUGAUCAGCACAUGUCCAGUUAAGAAUGUUGCGUGGUCUCUAGUGUGCAUUAUAAAUCUUUUAUACAUGACCAUCGUUCUUACCGCCGUGUUAUUCCUUUUGGGCAUUUACAUAGAACACCGUGGAUUUUUAACAACAUUCAUGAUCGCGUUUUUAGUUGGCGGUUUCAUUGCACCGAUCAUAGUGAACACCUUUCUUUUGUUUCUGAUGAUUUUCUACACGAAAACUUCUUGCUUUUACGGGGCCAACUUUGCCGUGUGUAUAUUUGCCACAUUUGUUUUUGGAUACAUCACAGCAUAUUUUCUCAGACUCGUUAAAACUUAUCGGGAUGACAUGAAUCUGGAUAUGCCAAAAUAUUUCAAAUCUAUGCAAACUCAUGGAAAGACAAGUGUAUAGAGUUACCUCUGAGGGUUACCAUGGAAACGUUCAAGAUGUCAGCUUGCUUCUCGCCCAAUCAGAGCAAUUGACCAAUCAAGAAGCGUCUGGGAGAAAUCAUAGCGUUAUGAUUGGACGACUUUUAUGACCGUCACACACGAAGCUGUAAUUAAUAGUACUUAAUAUACCGUGCUAUAAUAUAGCUAAUUAUAACUAGCUACCAUACAUGGAGAGGAAUCUGUACUAAAUAUUUUAGGGAUAGGCUUUAAAUACAGGAAAUCGUUUUUCAACCUAGUCGAUGGUCGUAUCGGUAAGGUGCCCGGUUAAAAUUCAUGAUGCGCAGAAAGUCAAACGUUCGAAUCCCACCUCGGCCAUGUACCAAUGACUAUUUCGAAGUUAUGUAAGAAUACUUAGUAUUUGAGAAUACUAACCGAUGGUCUUACGGUGAGGAAAAACAUUGUGAGGAAACCUGCACAUUCAGGCAACUGGAUUUGUAACCAUACGAUCGAAUACGUGUUAGGUUCCCUGCAAAGGUUGCGGAGGUCAGACGGGAGUCGCUUCGUGUAAAAACCUGACUCACCCAAUCCAUAAAUCCAUGGUGAAAUGCUUAACCAGGGUUCCUCUUCAGAGUUCUCUUCGUUCCUCUUCUUUGAGGAUGCUUACUUUAGCCAGGAAGAAGAUUUAUUCUAAACUAGCUGUCGCCCGCGACUUCGUCCGCGUAAAUUUCGUAUUGAAUCUACAAUUGAUGAAGGUUUUAAUUAAAUCGGUUUAGUAUUUUUAGAGAUAAGCGUGAUCAUACAGUCAGAUACAGAAAGACAGACAAAAUAAUUAAAAAAUAAUUAUUGCUUUCUCUUAUUCAUUCUAAGUGUCCCUCUAUCCAUUUCAGUCAAAAAUACUUUAUAAUUAUAAUGAUAUAUUCGUAACUGUCUGUCUGGUAUGUGAUAUUUCAAGAAAAUUAAUUCAGUAGAUAACCUUUGAAGAGGUAACAAACUCACUUUCGCAUUUGCAAUAUUUGUUGGGAUAUCAGAAAAGCCUUCAUUUUGUGGAAUUAAUUUCACUUCAUACAUUGGAUUGGAUAUUAAGUAUAUAAAAUAUCAAUAAGAUCAAUAUCUUUGUUUGUUUGUUAUA